This is a messenger RNA of Phycomyces blakesleeanus NRRL 1555(-), 1410 nucleotides long. RefSeq lists its product as hypothetical. Bases 1 to 1410 code for a protein of 469 amino acids. Lineage: Eukaryota; Fungi; Mucoromycota; Mucoromycetes; Mucorales; Phycomycetaceae. The record is from RefSeq and is a predicted model, not a curated record. The transcript is spliced from 2 exons.
AUGUCAUCAAUGUCUUGGGUUGCAGACAAGUCAUCUGCCGAACUUAUUCCAAUGUUAAAGAAUGCCUAUGGCGCUCUUAAGGACAAAGAAAAGGAUCUGAUGCUUGCCGCCGAAAUAGGAAAGUCUCUUCUGGAGAACAACCUCCGACUCAAAUCUAGCUAUGAGAACCUACUCAACCACACCCGCUCCAUUCCUCCAACGACGCUACCUUUACCAACACCAAACCCCUCUCUCACCACAGACUAUGAAAAUCACGACGAAGAUCGUCCUUUUAUUCCCAGCCGAAGCACCCGCGAAGCAAUGAUCGAAGUGCUAGAAAAGAAAAAUGUCGAAUUAUCACGCCGCCUUGACGCUGCCACUUCCGAACACGAACGCCAUGGCCGAAACGAGUCCAAAAAACAACGUAGACUCGAAGCCGAAAUAAAAUUGUUAAGAAGCAAUCUAGAAAUCGCGUCUAACAAAAUUCAAGAGCUAGAAGACAUGAAUGCCCGUCAACAACAUCAGCAGCAACAGCGCCAACAACGCCAACAAGUGGUUAAAGAAGAACAAGAAGAUUCAAUGGAAGAAGUUGUUGAAGAAAUGCUAAUUAAACUCGACGUUCUCCAGGACGAGCACGAAGAAAUCACCCAAGCAAAAGCACAGGUCGAAGCCAAGCUUACAUCAACACUCAAAGACCUUCGCAAACUUAAAGAACAGUUUGAAACCUUCCAAUUCACUCAAAAAGAUUAUUCUGUCUUGUGCGAGGCAUACGAUCGCCAAUUCGAUCAUAUUGAAGAACUUAACAAGAGCUUGGAGGAUCACAAACAAGUACUCCAGAGUCUUAAGGAGCGUGGAAUUAAUCCCUCGGCCCACUCGACGCCAGCUCCUAGUGUUUAUGGUAGAUCUGAAUAUAGUCUGCGCCACACCCUGCUUGGGGAGUUGGAGAAUGAAUGGCUCAAGGGCAAGCAAGAUCUAUCUACUGGACCCUCGGACCACCCGGCCAGCAUGACCCGAUCGCUGCGGGACCUCACCCAUUUUACUGAGCAAUCUCUGGGCGCCUUUUACAGUGUUCCAGCCGAGUCUACACUGAGAUCGAUCCUAUCGCGAGCUAGUGGAAUUGACAAGCACUUGCUGGACGAGGCGCUGAGUCUGAUACACGAACUUGAGCUUGAUGAUGACAUGAGCACCGAUGAUCUCGUGGUGUACCACCCUCAAUCUGUCAACAGUCUCUACCCAGACCUUGCACUCAUGAGUUCUUUCCAGGUUGAUACUUUUGGACAGGAUUCCAAGACAAUGAUGGGUCGUUUUAGACGGUUGAUUCGUACACUUUUUCACUCUGUCUGGCGCUGGUGUCGCUUUGCAACCGUCUUGACGACGGCUGUGUUGAUUAGUGUUUGGAAUGGACCGGACAAGAUGAUUACAGCCUACUAA